Molecule: messenger RNA, 3899 nt
Organism: Candoia aspera
Lineage: Eukaryota; Metazoa; Chordata; Lepidosauria; Squamata; Candoiidae
Gene: ADRB1
Product: adrenoceptor beta 1
Exons: 1
Coding region: 113-1414 (433 amino acids)
Biological process (GO): positive regulation of heart rate by epinephrine-norepinephrine; adenylate cyclase-activating adrenergic receptor signaling pathway; norepinephrine-epinephrine-mediated vasodilation involved in regulation of systemic arterial blood pressure
Cellular component (GO): plasma membrane
Molecular function (GO): beta1-adrenergic receptor activity
Source: RefSeq, a predicted model, not a curated record
CCCGAAGCAAGUCGGUCGCGGUUCCGCCGGCGCUCGCCAGGAGGGGGAUCCGCUUCGCCUUCAUGCCUCCAGCCCGGGUGCCCUAAGCUGACCCUUCCCUUGCUGCACAGCCAUGGGAGAUGGAUGGCUCUUCUUAGAGGAUAGCCCUCGCAACAGAUCGAACUUCACGGCUCAGGCUGGCCUGAGACCCCACAACGCCUCAACUGACUUGGAUCUUCCUGGCAGCUGGAAAGCUGAGGAGUUGCCCCAGCAGUGGGUGGUGGGCAUGAGCCUCCUGAUGUCUUUGAUGGUGACGUUCAUUGUUGUGGGCAACGGUCUGGUGAUUGCAGCCAUUGGGAGGACACAGCGGCUGCAGACCCUCACCAACGUCUUCAUCACCUCCCUGGCUUGUGCUGACUUGGUGAUGGGCUCCGUGGUGGUAUCCUUUGGUGCCACCCUAGUAGUGCGAGGCUCGUGGCUGUGGGGCUCCUUCCUAUGUGAAUGCUGGAUUUCAGUGGACGUCCUGUGCGUGACAGCAAGCAUAGAGACACUGUGCGUCAUUGCAAUUGACCGUUACUUGGCCAUUACUUCACCCUUCCGCUACCAAAGUCUCAUGACGAAGAGGCGUGCCAAGAUCAUUGUCUGUGUUGUCUGGGCCAUUUCUGCCUUGGUGUCCUUCUUGCCCAUCAUGAUGCACUGGUGGAGGGAUAAAAGCCCUGAGGCUUGGAACUGCUACAACAACCCCAGCUGUUGUGACUUUGUCACCAACAGGGCAUAUGCUAUUGCAUCCUCUGUCAUCUCCUUUUACAUCCCUCUUUUUGUUAUGAUUUUUGUCUACAUUAGGGUCUUCAGAGAAGCCAAGGAGCAGAUGAAGAAGAUUGAUAGGUCUGAGGGCAGGUUCUACAAUAAUCAGCAGCAGCACCAGCAUCCAGCCCACCAGCACCUGCCUAUCUUGGGUAAUGGCCAAACUAGUAGAAGAAAAACAUCCCGGAUUCUAGCUAUAAGGGAACAGAAAGCUCUUAAGACUUUGGGCAUCAUCAUGGGGGUCUUUACUCUCUGUUGGCUACCCUUUUUCUUGGUCAAUAUAGUCAAAGUCUUCAAUAGAGGGCUUGUACCAGACAAGCUCUUUGUAUUCUUUAACUGGUUGGGCUAUGCCAACUCUGCCUUCAAUCCCAUCAUUUACUGCAGGAGCCCUGAUUUUCGUAAGGCCUUCAAAAGGAUGUUGUGCUGUCCUAGAAAAGCAGACCGGAGGUUGCAUGCCAGCACUGGAGAGCUCUCUCGCUACCCUGGAGGUUUCAUCAGUACCCUGGGAAAUACUGCUCCAUGCACUCUUGGAGGGACAUGGUCUGAUUACAAUGGUGGUGUGCAGGAUGGAAGUGACUCCAGCUUGGAGGAAGGGAACAGUAAAAUCUCCUAUUCAGAGUCCAAGGUAUAAAGGGCAUAUGGUGAGUGGGAUAAAAGAAAUGGGAGGGUAUGUUGCAUAUUGCAGAGCAAGAAAGGGAGCCAGAACAAUAGGCAGGACAGGAAAAAUAAACAAUUCAAAACAUCUUAAAAGAACACAUCAGGAGACUGGCUGAUAUUCAAAACUCCAGACUGACUUUUUCUCAAUUGGAAGAAGACAUUAUUUACCUGAGGUGCAAAGCAGGUGAACUUGCAUACAGCUUACCUCUUCUGACUCAUCCCAAAUUGAAGGAAACAGAGCAACUGAUCAUUGAACAUGGGAGAUUAACUAUCCAUUUUCCAAGCCAUUUGGAUUAUUAGUAUGUAUGCUGCAAAGGGAGGGGGGGAAGGUUAGGUAAGAAGGUGUUGGUGUGCCAGGAAAGGAACAAAAGCAAGUUGGAAGGAGUUUGUAAAAGAAAUGUUUCAGGAAGAGCUGAAUUUGUAGCAAGGAUUCAGCCUAAAAGCAAUGGAAAAGCAAGGCAGGGCUCUCCUGAUAUUGGAGGAAAUAGGAAGAAGCCCUUGGCUGACAGUUUAAUUUUAGAGCUAGAGAUAACGCCCUUUAGUUGUUUUUACUAUUACUGGGCAUGUCAGUGGCAUAAGUAGCCUUUUUUGUUUUUAAUUUAUUUAAUCCUUUGCAAAAAGGAAAGGAAAAGAAGUAGUGCUGGACACCUGUUUAUCUUUCCUGAAAUUGGUGUGAGUUUCAGGCAGGAAACAAUUUUAGAAACCCUGCUUAAAGUCUCCUUGAAUAAGCCACUGAAACAUUUUCUGAUGAGUUUUGUUGUGCAGUCUCAUCAUCCCAUGCAUGUUUAGUGGGAAGCGAGUUGGAUGAAUCUUGUUCCCAAAUACAGUAGGUGCUCAUUAGCCUGUAGCCUUGAAAACCUACAUGCCCCUUAAUAUCUGAGAAGGAAGAUCCAACAGUGAUUCUGCUAACGGAGAGCAUUUUGUUUUGAUCCAGUUUCUCUCGGGUUUGGUCCUUUCACUCCCAUGAUGUCGGGGUGAGAGGUGUUGCUUUACUUAUCAUAUGAGACAUCAGCAGUAAGGCUAUAAAACAUCUACCUCAAGCUGUGCAUAUUGUACAGGGAAAAUGUGUUUAUAUUAAACAGCUUAUUUAUGUAUUGCUAGUUAAGGAUUUUUUAAAAUAAAAAUAGAGUCAGGUGUAUCUCAAUAGACAAAUUGUUCACAUUGAAAAAUGAAAGAGAAAAAUUGGCUACGAGCACCAGAAAUACAACUGCACAUUUGAAAAGAAUGAGAGAUUUUUUUCUUUUGCACAGUAUUAACAAAGUUCUCUCUGUUACUCUCUCUUUCUCUCUCUCUCUCACACACACACACACACACACAGACAAACACACAUUCUUAUAGACCAACCCACUGGAAAACACAGCAGAUUUCAACUUGAUUUCUAUUGCUGGCUGAUAUGUUGUUGUUUUAUUUUUUUUUAAACCAUUUUAUAUGAUUUAAUGGAGGUACUGUAAGUAUGUUCAUAUCCAAGAGUUUCUAUUAGUAACUUCUUUAAUUCCCAGGAAAUCAGGCGAACCUUUUGUCAAUUUAGUACUUCAUUGUCUUUCUCCAUUUUACUUCUGUGCAUUUGUGUGUCUGUGUGUCUGUGUAUGUGAGAGACUGUGUGCACAUGCAUUUUACAGUGUAUUUAUAUUCUUUGGGUGCCGUUUACUACUGUAUGUCAUUGGUCUACGUGCAAUAAAAUACACCACAGCACAAGCCAACGUAUUUACAAUGUGUCUUUAGAAGUGCAGGAAUUAUAUCCAUUUCUGAUAGAAAAACAGUGUCUGUUUUGCUGAAAAUGUAGAUCAUGUUACCAAUACAGUUGAACUUAAUGGCUUUUCCUGACAUAAUUGUCUUUUUAAAAAAUAAGCUUGCUGUACCAAAUAAGGUAGCAUUCCUGUUAGACUGAAGACUGUUGACUUCUCCUGAAAUUCCAGAGCCAAAAGCAAAUCAUUUCCAGCUUGCCUAUAAAUACAUUAGCUACCUUUUUUGAUAGGUGGCUCUUACCAAUUUAAUCUACUCUGAUAAUAAGAAAAGCUGAAUGAGAUGGCUGGAGAUGGUGCACGAACUGUGUGGAUUUCCUUUGAAAACUGACUUAGGAAGGAGAGAUUAACCAUGCUUUGAUAUACACAAGCCAUAAACUGUUUACGUACAAUAAAUCUUACCGAUCUCUGUGAUGUACUGGAGCUACAUAAUAAUCCAGAAUAAGAUUUUAAAACAAUCCAGAAUAAGGACUGGAGCUGCACGUCUCUAACUGCUUUACCUCACUGCACUUUUGGAAAAGUUUAAGUAUCAUAAAACAGAUAUCACCAUUAAAAUAGGAAGUAAAUAAGUUGAGAAGGACAACCAAAACCUAAUUAUUAUGAAGAUGCUCAGUGUAUUGCCAUUUUUUGUCUAUUUUUAAAUAAAAGCUGGUGAUAAGUAAAGACUGUUAUUUAAUCUUAAAUCUCAUGAUGCUAAGAAACUAUCCCCCACAAAAG